Messenger RNA from Caenorhabditis sp. 36 PRJEB53466, 611 nucleotides. NCBI's taxonomy places the organism in Eukaryota, Metazoa, Nematoda, Chromadorea, Rhabditida, Rhabditidae. The record is from the annotation of a GenBank genome assembly.
AUGGCCGGUUUCCUCAUGAAACAAAUGGUGGGCAACCAGUUGAACGAGGUGACGGGCGGUCUCGGACUCAACAAGGACGAGGGCGGCGAGAAGACGGAGACCGGCGAGGACCCGGAAGUCGUCGCCGCUCGUCUGGAGCAGGAGGAACGGCGCAAGGAGAAGCAUCGCAAGAUGGAGCAGGAGCGCGAGAAGAUGCGUCAGGGCAUUCGCGACAAGUACGCGAUCAAGAAGAAGGAGGAGGGCGUCGCGAUGGACUUUACCGAAGGACGCAUCGGAGGUACGCAAACCUAACUCUUCUUGGCUGAGGAAACACGCCCCUAGGCUAUCGGAAAUGCUUGGUUUUCUCACUUUUCUUGCAGCGGAGCGCGUUUGUUCAGCCAAACUGAUAAUAAUUGAGUCAAUUACCAAGCGCGGAGCCGCGUGCUUGCUCGAAAACAACAAAAACAAUUACAGGACCGCGCAAGACUCCCGAAGAGAUCGCCGCCGAAAUGAACGCCGAGGAUGACUCGCUGAUCGGCCAACUCGGACUCACCGAGCACGUCGAAAAGGCCAAGACGAUGGCGACGGGCGCGUUCGAGACCGUCAAGGGAUUCUUGCCGUUCGGAAAGUAA